Molecule: messenger RNA, 2374 nt
Organism: Thrips palmi
Lineage: Eukaryota; Metazoa; Arthropoda; Insecta; Thysanoptera; Thripidae
Product: inosine triphosphate pyrophosphatase-like
Exons: 4
Coding region: 341-1696 (451 amino acids)
Biological process (GO): nucleoside triphosphate catabolic process
Cellular component (GO): cytoplasm
Molecular function (GO): nucleoside triphosphate diphosphatase activity
Source: RefSeq, a predicted model, not a curated record
UUGCUGGCCCAUCGCGGGGCGUGAGCCGCGGGGGGCGAUUGGCGCCGUCGGGUCUGCAGGGGGUUGCAGUGCAGUGGAGUGCAGUACAGUAGGCUGAAGGCCAGCAAGCCUUGGGGUGCAACUCACCCCGGGGCGUAUCGAAGAACCUACGCUUGCGUUCACUAGUUUGUCAAUAGACGCCCCCAACGUUCCAUUGCGGUGGCCUGUCUUUGCGGCCCGAGUUAAAGGUCCUUUUUUAAACCUGCUACAAUUGUUAGGUUAUACCAUCAGAUCUUGGCUGUCACAGCACCUUGACUGAUUGUUUUUCUCAAGGCUGUUCAGGGUUCUGAAUCUUAGAGCAAUGGGGGACCAACCAGUUGUCUUUGUCACUGGUAAUGCCAAGAAGCUCGAAGAAGUGGCCCAAAUUCUUGGUCAGAAGUUUCCUCACAAGCUGGUUUCCAAGAAGCUGGAUUUGCCAGAGUAUCAAGGAGAUGUUGACUUCAUUUGUAAACAGAAGGCGAAGGCAGCAGCUAAAAUCGUAAAUGGACCAGCUCUUGUAGAAGAUUCAUGCCUGUGCUUCAAUGCAAUGGGUGGCCUACCAGGUUGUGUUCCACGCAAACCACAUCCAUCGGUGCAGCGGGAAACUAUCAUCUGCAACCUCCCACUCCUCUUUGCUGAAGGACAUCCAACAUGUUUGGAAGAAAUCACGGAGACGCAGUUGGAACGGUUCAUUCCUUUUAUGGUCCAGUGUAGCAUUGGUGCUAAACCAGGAAGAGCACCAGCAUGGUGGCCUGUAGGAUUCCCAUUCACCUUUCCUCUACGAAAAGUGCCAGCUGUUGCAGACCGAUGGAAACCGUGGCUCAAGACUUUAGUUUGCAGGUGCUAUUCAUACCAUGGUGCUGAAUACAUGCUACGGUUUUGCACACGUCUUUAUUCAAUGUGGCCAAACCACAUAAGAAUCCGAGAUACUCAAGAAGGACUAGUGAGCUUAUUUCAUCUGGCCAGUAGGAAGCACAUUAUCACAAUGAGAAAAAUUAAUCAGGUUUAUGAUCAGGCUCCUCUUAGCCCUCGCAAAACUUUAUUGCCAAAAAGAACUUUGGUAGAUCGUCAGCAGCAGCAAAUGGAUAUAUACUUGUGCAGUUGGUGUGACCAAGAGUUCUCCUCCUGUAUGGAUGUAAGAAUCCAUGAAAAGCAUCAUAUUGGUAAUAAUGUCACUAGUUGGCAAAGUCAAGAGCAGGUUAUGCAAUACUUAGGAUUGCAGCCCACUAGAGGCCCAAGAAUUAUACAUAAUUCUACUCAGAAUCGUCAAAGACGAGCAGCUUCAAAACAAUGCAUGAGGAGAAAUUGUUCUGUACCUUUAUCCUCUCCUCUUGGCUCUUUGCUUCUUAAAAAUACUGUCCGUGGCAUGAUUGACAACCCUAGUGAGAGCAUAGAACACAUGGAGAAACACUGUAAAGUCAGAGAGAGAUACCACACUAGUUCAUCACGGUUUCCACGUCGACAUUGUGGUAUGGCAAGUUGGGAUCAGGAUGAUUCUAGUACAAACUCAAGAUCCUCAAGUCCAUCAGAUAGUGGCUGGUCUCACAUGUACUGUUUCAAUAAGCAACAACGCAGAGAGAAGGUUGCAUUAUUGAACACUGGCCUGAAUGCUUCUUCAAGGCGCUCCUUGAAGUUGUGUCGACCCGUCAGAGUUGUGGUUGAAAGAUCCGAAAACUGAAGUUCCAGUGGCUGUCACUUGCAUCCACCCUCUCUGUGUGUAUUCUUUUUCCCAAUGAAAUUUGAGUGGAAAGUAGAGUUUGGUUCCUAGCUUGUUCAGUCAGAUUUUUCUUUCAGCAUUGAGUUAAAUUAAAUUUUGUCUUUUUGAGGUAAUCUUGCAUGUUAACCUUCAAUCUUUGUCUAUUUAAAGGUCAAAUCAUGAUUUUAAGAGGCCAAGUUUUGUUUCCUAUGAAAGUGAAAAUAGGAUAUUUUCUGUUCUUGUUAAUUACCAUGUCCUUGCUGGUAUUUGUUUUUGAUGUAACUUGUAGAAUUAUUAUCAAUUAAUUAAAUGUAAAUAAGAUACCAUGACGUCAAAUCAGUUUACAAGAUGCACCUGUCAUGCUAGAUUUAUCAUUUAUAUCAUACUUAUUUUGAUUGUACUGUAUGUAUAAUAAUUAUUUUUAUCUGAUCUUAUUUGUAGAUUUAUUUUAUUUGUUCUUUUGGUGGCUGUGAUGUUCCACCUGUUAAUAUUGCUUUUGGCACCCUUAUUAUGAUCCUGAAUUGAAACAAUGUGAUGGUGUGAUAGUAGGUAGAAUAUUGCUGAUGUGUGAGAGUGAGGAUGGAAAGGAAGCGCACAUUUAUAAUGUGAUUUCAAUACACACCACAAAAGAGAGUAUUUAUUUGAGCCCCAGACUCAAAA